This is a messenger RNA of Adineta steineri, 801 nucleotides long. Lineage: Eukaryota; Metazoa; Rotifera; Eurotatoria; Adinetida; Adinetidae. The record is from the annotation of a GenBank genome assembly.
AUGAUUUGCGAUAUACCCGAUAAACAAACAGAAAAGCUAAUCAAUGAAACUAUUGAUAUGGAAAAUCAAUGGCAAUUACUUAUUGAAGGAUUAAAUACACUAAAAGAAAGACACUUAUCAACUGAUUCAAUGAAUUCAUCAUAUUUCAAUCAAUAUGAAGAUCUAACUAAAGAUAUUGAAUAUUGUUUAAUAUCAGCUAGACAAUUGAUCAAUGAACAGGAACAAAUCAAUAUAAAUAAUUUAUCUGAUAAUGAUCAACUUCUCUCUAAAAUAAAAAAAUGUGAAGAAGAAUUAAAUAAUUUUAAAAAUACUAUUGAUAGUCUGACAACUGAUGCAAUCUGUCAUUCAUUAAUUCAUGAACUAGCUAAAGUUAGUACAUCUAUUAUAACAAUGCGUAUGCAAUUAGAGAAUCGAAUUGAACAACAAUAUAGUUUUAUUAAUGAAUUAGAAACAUUUGCAAAUUGGUUAAAAAAAUUUACGAAGGAAUCGAAAACAAUUGAUGAACAAACAAUUCAAUUAUUUAUAAGUCAACAACAAGAACAUUUUAAUGAAUUAACAAAAUUUAAACAAGAAAAUGAUGUAAACAUCAAUGAACAAAUUCAAAAUUUAAUUCACAUGUGGAAUGAUUUAUUAUCGAUGACCACUAAUUCACAGAAUAUAGUGACUACACAAUUAUCAUCAACAUGUGUAAAUGAACAUCAACAUAAUAUAGUUGAACAAGCCCAAAAACUAUUAUCUACUAAUAUACAAUUAGGCAAUCGUCGAGAAAUUGAACAACUUAAAAAUAAAAUUACAGUAUAA